Messenger RNA from Protopolystoma xenopodis, 648 nucleotides. The record is from the annotation of a GenBank genome assembly. NCBI's taxonomy places the organism in Eukaryota, Metazoa, Platyhelminthes, Monogenea, Polystomatidea, Polystomatidae.
AUGCCAUCCUCUCCAACAGUAGUCGUUGAUGAAGCCCCAAUGUCUGUGACACCGCCAACAACACCACCUGCCCCUGACAUCACUAGCUUUAGUCGAGCUCCAGACAAGGUAGUGGUUACGACGACCACUUCGUCGCUUCUGCCCCCAACACUUUCCAUAUCGUCCUCGGAAGCAGCAACAAAUGAUGCAAGAGAGGAGAUGUCAGGUUUGACUGAGAUAGCUGGGGAAGGGGAUGUGUUGACAGGAUCUCAGGAUCUGGAUAAGAUAAUCACGGUAGUCUUGAAUCGUAAGCCACUCAAGCACAUAGAUGCAGAAUCUAACCGGCUGGGAGAUAUUCACUCAGCAAAUGAGCAAAUUUCUGCUUCUCCCGAGUCUUGCUUACUUAUUGGGGGGCGUGAUGAUUCAUUAGAACUGCCAGAGUCGGUUCAUCCACCAGGUCAAGUUGAAAAACGUAUUCCAGGCCCUGGUGAUGGGGUCUCUGGCGCGGAAUUACAUCAACCUCCAUCGCGAGAAACUGUCGUGAGUGUCUGUUGCCUCAAUUAUUUUGUUUAUGCUCAUUGGCCCGUGCACAUUAUUUCACAUGAUUUGCUUUUAGUUAUUUAUACAAAAACUCUUACAUCCUCAUCUUGUAAGCUUCCCCUAACUUGA